Mycotypha africana is the source of this 411-nucleotide messenger RNA. RefSeq lists its product as uncharacterized. Gene Ontology annotation, molecular function: DNA-binding transcription factor activity. The record is from RefSeq and is a predicted model, not a curated record. The annotation marks the transcript as partial. Lineage: Eukaryota; Fungi; Mucoromycota; Mucoromycetes; Mucorales; Mycotyphaceae. The transcript has a single exon. Gene Ontology annotation, biological process: regulation of DNA-templated transcription.
GAGAAUGGUACAAUCAAGCAUAUCACCAGCAAUAACAAAGGAAAACGGAGCCGCCAGCAUGCUGAUAGGUCAGAAAACAACAACUUACCCAGCAUCGACUCCGUUCUAUUAAAAAGACAGCGUAAUACAGAUGCGGCACGUAGGUCACGGUUACGAAAGCUGGUCAAAAUGGAAACGUUAGAAAAGCGUGUUGAGGUGCUUAGAGCUAAUAAUGAGCAACUAAAAGUUAAGCUAGCUGUGCUGGAAAGUGAAGUGAUUCAUACAGCAGAAAAAGAAGAACGUAACAGACAAAGAAUUCAAGAUUUGGAAGCUCAGUUAACUGUGGCUCAUAAGCAAUUAGUAAAUGAGUAUCAACCAAAAGAAUCAAAGCUUGAAGAAGUUACGACAAUUGAAGAUACAAGGAAAAAUUGA